Molecule: messenger RNA, 723 nt
Organism: Entamoeba invadens IP1
Lineage: Eukaryota; Evosea; Mastigamoebida; Endamoebidae
Exons: 2
Coding region: 1-723 (240 amino acids)
Source: RefSeq, a predicted model, not a curated record
AUGAUAAAACUUCUGGAAUCAGAGAUGGAAUCAAAAAUUCACCAAUUGGACGAGUUGGACAACUAUGGGAAGAAAUGGGUGGAUAACACGAUAUAUAACACUUUGGAUAAAGCGACAACUGCAAUGACUGGAAACUCAAAGACUGGUGGAAGAAUGACUAAAGAGGAGUGGAAACAAGGUAAAAAGAUAGGAAAACAAGGUGGAAAGUUGUGGAAAUGGUAUAAAAAGAACGGUAAAGAAAAAGAUAAAAAAGACUUGAAAGGCUCUAAAGAUCAGAAAAAUAAAAGUAAUGCUGUACAACCUAAACAACAGAAACAAACUAAACCAAAUAAUCAGAGGAAGAAGGACGACAAGAAAAAUAACAACAAAAAACAGCUGAUUUCUAAAAAUAGAAAGUUGACAAAUCGUAAAAAUAGAACACCAAGAAAUACGAAAAAAAUGACCAACAGAAAUAAUAACUUGAUGGGUAAAAGGGGAAAACAAUUGCAAAAUAGAAAACAACACAGAAAAGAAAUUACUUUGAAAAACAAAGCGAAAAACUUACCAAAAGCAAAGAAAAUAAAUUUCAGCAAAUUAAGAAGAAGAUUAAAUUCAAACAAGAAAAGAACGCCAAAACCAAUCCAACACAAAAUGAAUAAAACCAGACUUCCAAAACCAAAUACUAAAAACAACAAAUUUGCCCAAAAUACAAUCAACUCGAAGAAAAACAACAAAAGAAAUUAA